CAAAGAUGCUCAUGUGGGAUUCCCAUCUUGAAACCCUCCAGCUGUUGCUGAACUACAACUUCCACGCUCCCCCCCUAAAACACCCCCACAGCUUUCGGCUGCUGUGGAGUGUUGAGACUUAUAGAUAAAGAACAGCUGGAGGUCUGCCGGUUGGGCUAAUAGAGAUAGCGAUGUGUUAAAUAAGUGUAAAAGCCAAGGUCAAGGGAGCUGGGGCUUGGUAUAAAAGGAAUGAUCACAGAGCGUUUCUUUAUAUGAAGGGUUCGGCUUGUGGCUCAUCAAAGCUAAAUGCCGCAAGAGCUAUCUAGUUGCUGUGAAUUAUGCCAAGACGACAAUGGAGAGGCUUUUUUUUUUUUUUUUUAAUGGUACAAUGCAUUUCACCUACCAGAUAGGGGGAGUCCGAGCUGAGGGAUGGGAAUGUCUUAUGAUCUCUAUCAAUGAAGCGGGCUCAUUGUGCCGGCAAGGACGCACUUUAAGUCAGUAGCCCGCGCCCGGGAGGUGCUCCAGACACUUGGGACAAGUGGGACCCCCCGCCUGCACUUUUCCCCUCUUCUCAACCCCCCUCCUCCUCCUUUUCUCCUCCUACCCAAAAGCGAAACAGAACAUGAUCAAGUCAAUCAUAUGGACAUGCCUCAUUAUUCAUUGAACACAAUCUUUUUCCAAGGCUCCUUCACAUGCAGCGGGGAUCUGAGCUAGAAGCCUGCGAGAUUAUUUCAAGUGACUGUAUACAUUCCAUUCCAUGCCUAGUUUCUUGCAACUGAACUUGAUAUUGUAGAAUAUCCAGAAUGAAUUUCCCAGGUUUUUGCACUCCAUGUGGCACCAGUGAAGGGGAUCUGAAAAUUUAGCACUGGAGAUUACACUUUAUUACUUUGGGGCAGAGGGACGUCCUGCUAACAAGUCUGUCUGUGCCAAACAAACUGACUAGAUUGUCCUUUAACCAAGUAUGCAGUUACGCUGUUAAGGCCUUGUCCUCUUUCUCUUCGGUCUGUUAUUUAAAGUCCUGCCUGGUUGAGCGAUGCGGGACCAAAAAGUUAAAGGGAUGGAGGAAGCUAGUUUGUGCCUUGGAGUUUCAUCAGCUGUGCCUGAAGUUGACACACAUCUUAACAGCACCUUGAUAAAUGGCCAGUAUUCAAUGAGUCAGAAGUUGCAUCAGAUAACUUCCCAGCUCAGUCAUGCCUUCCCAGAGCUUCAGAAUCACCAGAAAACAGAAGAAAAUUCAACUGCAAUAGAAGAAAAAAGCCAUGUGUCAAUGGCAAAUCAACCAAUCAGCAGUCAAAUGGCUAUGUUGGCCAAUCAGCUGAAUCGAGAUGUUGACAGUGGUCUUAAUGGAAGAGUUGAUCUUCAACAGUUUUUAAAUGGACAAAACCUUGGCAUUAUGUCCCAGAUGAACGACAUAGAGGAUGAUGCAAGGAAAAAUAGAAAAUAUCCAUGCCCAUUAUGUGGUAAACGUUUCCGUUUCAAUAGUAUUUUAUCUCUUCACAUGCGUACUCAUACUGGGGAGAAACCAUUUAAAUGUCCAUAUUGUGAUCACCGAGCUGCUCAAAAAGGUAAUCUUAAAAUUCACCUACGCACCCACAAACUUGGAAAUCUUGGUAAAGGUCGUGGAAGAGUCAGAGAGGAAAACAGACUUUUGCAUGAGCUAGAAGAAAGAGCAAUUUUAAGAGACAAACAGAUGAAAAACAGCCUACUUCAGCCUAGACUUGACGUUAAGCCACAACAGCACUUACAGCAAUCUUCUCUAUCUAACUGUCAUAUAUCUGUACCAGCUAAUAAUAAUACUUCUGAUCUUUCCAGCAAAGCACCUUCUCCAAAGCCGACACUUGUCCAGGAGGAAGCAGCCACUCCAACAACUGGAUUCAGGUGCACAUUUUGCAAAGGAAAAUUUAAGAAACGUGAGGAACUAGAUCGGCAUAUACGAAUAUUGCACAAGCCUUACAAGUGCACACUUUGUGAUUUUGCUGCCUCUCAAGAGGAAGAGUUGAUUAGCCAUGUUGAAAAGGCUCAUAUAACAGCAGAAUCGGUGCAAGGCCAAGGGUCAAGUGGAAAUGGAGAACAGUCAAACAAUGAGUUUCGGUGUGAGGUUUGUGGGCAAGUGUUCAGUCAGGCAUGGUUUCUGAAGGGUCAUAUGAGGAAGCACAAAGAUUCCUUUGAACACUGUUGUCAGAUCUGUGGUAGACGAUUCAAGGAGCCUUGGUUUCUGAAAAACCACAUGAAAGUUCACCUAAACAAGUUAUCUGUAAAGAACAAAUCUCCAAAUGAAGCAGAGGUUCCUGUGUCUAUGAGCAGCGUGUCACAAGAGGCACAUGCAAAUUUGUAUUCCAGAUACAUAUCUUGCUUACAGAGUGGUUUCAUGUCUUCAGAUAAAGCAAGCUUAAGUGAACGUAGUCACAUUUAUAACAAAGGUGACCUGCCUCUAAAAGAAAAAGAAGUUCUUGGAAAAUUGCUUUCACCAAUAUCUGGCAUUGGCCAUAACAUGACAGAAAGUGAGAAACAUUCCUUAAUUGGCUCACUCAACCUGGUGCCACCUCUAAAGUCUAGCUGUAUUGAAAGAUUACAGGCAGCAGCUAAGGCUGCAGAGAUGGAUCCAGUCAACAGCUAUCAAGCUUGGCAGCUAAUGGCAAGAGGAAUGGCUAUGGAGCAUGGAUUUCUCUCUAAAGAGCAGCAGAUGCAACGCAACCAUGAAGAUACUUUAGCUAAUGCUAGUUUUCUCUUUGAUAAAGACAAGAGAGAAUAUGUCAUAGUAGGAGCUGAUGGUUCCAAACAAAAAAUGCAAAAUCAUUUACUUCACAGUUCUAAAAUUUGCAGUCAUAGAGAUAUGCCAUCCAAAUUAGACCUAUUAGAAAGUACCAGAGAUUAUCUGUCACAUAAUAUGAGUCAGCUAGACUAUAAUAUGCAUAGAGGUACAAAAGAUAAACCAACCGAGUGCCCUGACUGUGGGAGGGUUUUCCGAACAUAUCACCAGGUUGUUGUCCACUCACGAGUACACAAAAGAGAGAGAAAAGAAGAUGAAGAGGCUAUUCAGAUGAGCCUUGAGGAAAGACGGGGAUCAGGGAGUGACCAAGAAUCUCAGUCCAUCAGCAGAUCUACAACCCCAGGGUCAUCCAACAUUACUGAAGAGAGUGGGACCGGUGGAGCACUAUCACAGACAGGAAGUGCACAGGAAGACAGUCCUCAUCCUUCAUCACCAUCUUCAUCAGAUAUGGGGGACGAAGCUGGAAGAUGUGUAGGAGCACAGCAACAAGCUAUGAUGAGAGAUAGAAACCUUGGCUCUGCCAUGAAGGACUGUCCUUACUGUGGAAAAACUUUUAGGACGUCACAUCACUUAAAGGUGCAUUUGAGGAUACAUACAGGUGAAAAGCCAUAUAAGUGUCCUCACUGUGACUAUGCAGGCACUCAAUCUGCUUCCCUGAAAUACCACCUAGAGCGCCACCACAGAGAGAAGCAAAAUGGGUCUGGUCCUAUUCCUGGACACCCUCAAAAUCAGGAGCAUAAGGAUGAAACUUCAAGCAAAAAUUCUCUUUUUAUGAGACCUGAUAUACUGAGAGGAGCAUUUAAAAGCAUCCCUGGAAUAGAUUUUCGAAGUGGUGCCUCUCAGCAGUGGCCAUCUGGAAUGCUGCCUUCUGGGGAUUGUCAAGGCCAAUCAAGUGCUAUCAGCUCUGAUCCUUCUUCAGAAAUUCUGAAGAAGUCUGAGAUAUCUUCCAAGGGUUCUCACCUUUCUGAAUUAGGAAGGGCAUAUCAAAACAUUGUUGGAAAUGGUGUAAACUUCCAGGGCUCUUUGCAAGCUUUUAUGGACAGUUUUGUGUUAAGUUCUUUAAAGAAAGAAAAAGAUCUUAAAGAGAGGGCCCUUUUGCAUUCAACCCCUGUAAAAACACAGAGGUCAGAGAAUUGUGAAGGCAAGCUAGAAAAUAAAACCCCUCAGAGGAAGAUGGAAAAAUCUCAGUAUGAGCCUCUCGACCUGUCUGUGAGACCAGAUGCACCAUCUCUUCCAGGCUCUUCUAUAACAGUUCAAGAUAAUGUUGCCUGGCAUGGGUGCUUAUUUUGCUCUUUCACCACUUCCUCCAUGGAACUAAUGGCGCUUCAUCUCCAAGCAAACCAUUUGGGAAAAGCAAAGCACAAGGAUAAUAUGAUCGGAGCAUCAGAGCAAAUGAAAGAUCAUAUAAGGGAAUCUUUGGCUGCAGUAAGCAAAGCAGUAGCAUCCUCUUCCGCUAUACAGUGUGGAAAAGAACUCAUGACAUCCAAAAUAAGUGCACUGCAUUCAUCUGACAGAAUCCUACAACAGGGAAAUAAAGACGCUUUGGCAAAGCAAGAAAGGGCCACUUGGUCUAGUCACAUGGACUCUAACUUCAAUAACUUUUCAGCUGAAUUCUAUAAACAGUUUGGUGUUUAUGCUGGUAUGGUUGGGGCCAAUACACAAGAUUCUUGUUCAAACAUGGACAUUGACACAAAGUCUCAACCUGAAGAUGAUUCCAAUAUCAUUCAGUGUGACACAGCUGCUACUGAUGAUCUGUCUGACGAAUCGUCAUCUGAAGAUAUGGAAACUUGUAAAGAGGAUGAAAAUGAUGAUGAAGAAUUAGAGACAGAACACGAAAUUAUGAACAUAACCGAUGACCUGAACAAAGAAAGUAAUGAAGAGGAGAGCAUGCCUAAUUCAGCUACUGCAAUAACAGCAGAAGAACUUGUGUCUCCAACCCCACAAGUCAUCGAUAAGCAGUGGCAUUCAACACUUUCCUUAUCCCAUGAAACAUCACAAGAUUCUAUUAAACCUGAUGAAGAGGUUUUAGAGAAGCAAGUCAACAUGCUUUCUGUCUUGCGAGCCUAUAGUUCUGAUGGCAUGGCAGCUUUCAAUGGACUUGGAGGCAACUCAGCAAAUAGUGGAUGCAUCAAAAGACCAGAUAUAUGUGGUCAAAGACCUUUUCAAUGCAGAUAUUGCCCAUACAGUGCCUCUCAGAAGGGAAAUCUGAAGACCCACGUGCUUUGCGUUCAUCGCAUGCCUUUCGACAACAGCCAGUAUCCCGAUCGUAGGUUCAAGCGCUCACGAAUUGAUUCAGAGACUACUGGGAAUUCAGAAGAACUUCCAACGGUCAAACCUGGAUGUUCAACACAGCUGACAGCGGGGAGCAUCCAGCCCCAGAAAUAACACAAUAAAUGAAAUGCGAGCUGUAUAUUGCAAUAUUAUUUUACACAGUCUGUAAAUACUCUUUUUGCAGAAGCAGGAAUUGCUAAGUGCAUGAGAGGAUUAUGUGCAAAUUCUGAAACGUGUACAAAUGAUUCUGAAUGUCAAGCCCCCAACCCUUAAAAUGGCUGCUAAACUGUUACCUGUCGAUGAGUACUUCCAAAUACUUGAGAAAAUCGGGCUAAUAAAGAGUAGUGCGUAGGUCAGUCCUUUGAAACGUUGAAGUGGUCUUUUGUCCAAUGCGAAUGCUUUUAUGUGAAAAAUGAUACUAUCUCCAUGAUUAAAUGCUGCCUUGAAGAUUGAGGGGCUGUGUUUUCAUUGUUGAAAACACCUUUAUAAUAUGACACCAGCUGCUGUCAUUAUCUGAGCAUAGUAAUGAGAUGAGUUGGUAGCCUGCCAUGGUGCCAGUCUGACUGGAGCUGUCAUUGCAGAGAAAAUCAAUUGAAGUGGUGUUGCAACAGCACUAUAGGAGAAAUCUUAGACGGCCUACAAGCUGGGGUCAGUACUGACCUACAGCAUAUUGAAAUUGCAUUUUCAGUGUCUUUUCUUCAUAUGCAGCCAAAUGAAUCACUUGAUGAAGGAACCCACAAAAAAAAACAUACAAGUGUGAACCACUGAACCAUCUUUAUUUGUUCCCUAAAAUCAAUGUCUGAUAUUGAGGGAAAUGCAUUUAUCAUUCGUGGUAUUUAGUAUUUAGACACAGCUGGGGAUGCUGAAAGACCAGUUACAGUCUAGAAUUUUUUUUCCCAGCCUAGUGUGCAAAAGGCACUAUGAAGAAUACAUCUUGUUCGCACAAAAGGGAAUUCUUCCCAUUACUUGAAUGAAGCAUUCCCUGCAGAAAAACCAGGCUGGCUUUCUCAGUUAAUAUCUAUACGUGUUACAGACAUAGUGCAGGAAAUUCUUAAGGACGCAGCUCUUUAAAAGUAGCUGGAAUGAAUAUGUAAAUAUGAAUGCUCUCUGCUCUCUAUUACUAGAUUUUUUUUCUUGUGUUUGUAAUAUACAUUUUUACAGACUGGAUCCCUCAAGUCAUUCAAUUCUGGACUGCAUAUGAAGUAUUCAUGAUAGCCUAUAAAAGCCUAAACUGGAAGUAUUCACAAUAGCCUAUUAAAGCCUAAACUAGAUUCCUAUAACAGUCCCUCACUACACUUAACAGCCUAAAUGUUUUCUGCUCUGGAGGGCUUUGGGAGCUGUAGCCCUGUGCGGCUGUAGGGGCUCAAAUUUUUCACCCCUGUAUGUUAAAUCUAAUUUGGGGUUUGGAAGUAUAUUCUUCCUGUCCUUACGGGCUGUGGCCUGGGUGGCAUUUUAAUCAACGUAGUCACAACAAAGGGAAAUUGUCAUAGUAGUCUAUAGCAGCCAAUCACCUACACACACUUUAGGGUAACAAUUGGCUGCCACAGGCUAAGUAUAGCAUUUCCCACGGCUGGCAAUGGUUAAAGAUCAGUGGUGAUCUGUUUUGUUUUGACCGUCACCGCAGAGUAUCACCGAUCAAAAAGCUGCACGUGCAGAUAGCACUUACAUUUUUAAAUUGUAUAUUCUGAUAUAUGUUCUGAUUUAGUCAUUUAAUGCACUUCUUCUGAAAUAAGUGGUGCUCUAGAAUUUCCUAGAUUUUAGCACAAAUUUUGGUUUUUGAAGUAACCCUUAGCAAUCAAACAUUUACUUUAACUGUCAGACUUGCAGUGUGUUAAUCAAAGCUAAAUGCUUUCUGGAUGCUAGGGGUUACUGCGCUGGAGCAAAUAUGGAUGUAUCUUUGCAAAGGAUGCCUGGUAAAUCAGUAUUUCUUGAGUAGGCUGGGAGCUCAGUAUAAACCCCAACAGCCUUAAGAUGUCUACUCGGCCUAAAGCAGUUUACAAAAUGACAAAACUGUAAUAAGUGUAACUAUAAUUGAGAUGUUCUGUUCUGAGACCAGAAACAAAUAUCAUCUGAAGGAGUGCUAUGUGCAAAUGCUGCCUGAAAUAAAUGGACAUCAGAGCAAAUGUUCCAAGAGGUCACAAUGUAAUAGACCUGCUUGGUGUAGAGCAAAGCUGCUUACUGGUUUAUCCUCAUUUCUUUUCUUUUUCUUUUUUCUAGUAUAGUUCUCACUGCCUUACUUAAAUGGAAUCAACAAACUAAAUGCAACUCUUUCUAUGAUCCUAAAAAAAAAAAAGAAAAAAAAAAAAGAUUGAAAUGUUAUUAAGAAACUCUCUGAUUGUAGUAAGCUUUAGGAUUUUAACUGCACUACUGUGUUUGGUGACUGUCAGUCGCUUGCUUUGUGUGUUUGCACCACCUUCAAUAUCUUAGCAAAAAAAAAAAAAAAAAAGAACAUUCCAUUUCUUGCACUUUUGAUGUGUUUCAGUAUUCUUUUGUGUCCUCGGAGCAUUUUCCGAUACGACAGGCAAUAAUUCUGUUUGUGACACUGGAGACACCCCCUGUUACUUGUGACGUGUGUGUGCGUGUGUUGAUCACAAUUGGUCUGGUGCUACUGUCCCUACUCCCCCUCCCCAACAUAGACCUCUUUUCCAGAACAUUUGUAAGUUGUAAUAAAAACAAGUGACAGCGGCAGUGAUGCAUUGUCAGUUCCUGAAAAACACCAUGCUUCUCAUAUCUAAACAUGUCAAGUUUUUUCUCUGUAACUUCUGUAGUCUGUGAUAUUGGUCAUAAUACUGUCUACAUUCCUACACAAAGUGGAAAAAAAAAAUCUGUUUUGGAGAAAACCUGAGAUCAAUAGAGUAGAGGAUUUUGUUGCUAUGCUUGUAACAAGUAGAGAACUUUGUAUUUAAAUUUUGUUCAUGAUCAUUAUUUAUUAUCCAAACACAUCCGUUUACAGAACUUUAUUCUGGUAUAGAUGUAUUAGAAGCUGUUUUUUUUUCCCCAGCAAUGGCUGUUUUAUUUUCUGCUGUUAGAAUAAAUUGUCUUUGAAGCAGUACAGUUUUAUCCAGUGUUUUACGCAAUAAAACCUCUACCUCUGAAAAGUUUCCUACUUCCUGAGAAUUAUUAGGAGAACCCUUAUUUUUUUGCAGUACAAAUUUAAUGUAAGUAAAUUCACACUUGUAAGGUGGUCACUGUAAUGUAAUAAAAAAAAUGUAAUAUCCAAGUCACGCUACGCAACCUACAUAUACUGUUAAUAUAUCUAUCCGUACAUAUAGAUAGGCAUUUUAUUGUGCUUA
Molecule: messenger RNA, 8313 nt
Organism: Xenopus laevis (African clawed frog)
Lineage: Eukaryota; Metazoa; Chordata; Amphibia; Anura; Pipidae
Gene: znf536.L
Product: zinc finger protein 536 L homeolog
Exons: 9
Coding region: 1013-5134 (1373 amino acids)
Biological process (GO): regulation of transcription by RNA polymerase II; regulation of DNA-templated transcription
Cellular component (GO): nucleus
Molecular function (GO): RNA polymerase II cis-regulatory region sequence-specific DNA binding; DNA-binding transcription factor activity, RNA polymerase II-specific
Source: RefSeq, a predicted model, not a curated record